Molecule: messenger RNA, 1127 nt
Organism: Labrus bergylta (ballan wrasse)
Lineage: Eukaryota; Metazoa; Chordata; Actinopteri; Labriformes; Labridae
Product: CBY1-interacting BAR domain-containing protein 2-like
Biological process (GO): cilium assembly
Cellular component (GO): ciliary transition zone; ciliary basal body
Source: RefSeq, a predicted model, not a curated record
GGGGAAGGUGAGAAGCAGUCGAGGUAAACAGAACAGAGGACGACAGAGCGAACAUGAAUAGCCUCUUUUCCAGGGAUGUGCAGGUGAAGAGCAUGGAGCAAACGGUGAAACAUGCUGAGAAGCACCUGGGUGAGCUCUGCUCCCUGCUGGCCUCGUACACCAGGAAGACAGCCAAGCUAAGAGAUAAGGCAGACCUGCUGGUGGCUCAGCUCUUUGACUUCUCCAGCACAGAGGACCCUGAGCUCCAAAUCGGACUUAAAAACCUGGCUGAGGAUCUCUCCAUGGUGCAGGAUUACAGACAGGCUCAGGUAGAGAGACUGGAGACGAGAGUUGUUGCUCCUCUAAAAGCCUAUGGAGACACUGUGAAAAACAAAAGGGUAGAUCUAAAGAAGUUAAGCACUGAUCUGAACAAGGAGCUGAAGGAGUUGCAGAAGUUGGAAAAAAUGCGACUGAGGAACCCAGCAGAUCGACAAGGCAUUUCUCAGGCAGAAGUGAAUGCUCAGAAGGCUUCCAACAAUGCCCAUCGCAGCAUCAGACAACUGGAGGAGACCAUCACAGACUUCCAGAGACAAAAACUGGAGGAUAUGAAAAGGAUUUUCAUUGACUUUAUCACAGUGGAGAUGCUUUUCCAUGCUAAAGCGCUGGAGGUCUAUACACAUACAUACCACAACCUGGAGGGGAUAGACACUCAAAAGGAUCUAGAGCUCUUCAUCGGGCGGAUCAAGAUGUCAGACUCUCUAGCUGGGCGCAUGGACACCCCACUGAGCAGCUACUCUUCUCCCCUCAUGAGCAGCUACCCCAGCCCUCCUGUGGCCGCCGCUAAAAGCCAAAGCUUCAGGUCAACACUGGCCUCUACCGCAGGUCAAAACCUCAGACAACAACAACACAGCCAGUACCCAGACAGAGCCAGGAGGUCUCGUAGCACCUUACAGCGGCAGAGAGGUAUGGAGGAGGAAGAAGAGCUGGAGGAGGAAGAUGAGGAUGAAGACGAAGAAGAGGAGAUGUAUGAAUCAGAGAUAGAGGACGGUCAGAACACCAGCAGGAAGUCUUAUGCUGCUCAAUAUGCCCAGAUGCACAGAUGGCAAAAGUAACAGCCUGAGCAUGGAAACAUUAACACGUCUGUACCU